Messenger RNA from Aspergillus terreus NIH2624, 1029 nucleotides. Its product is annotated as porphobilinogen deaminase. Gene Ontology annotation, molecular function: hydroxymethylbilane synthase activity. The record is from RefSeq and is a predicted model, not a curated record. Gene Ontology annotation, biological process: heme biosynthetic process. Lineage: Eukaryota; Fungi; Ascomycota; Eurotiomycetes; Eurotiales; Aspergillaceae. Gene Ontology annotation, cellular component: cytoplasm. The transcript has 2 exons. Bases 1 to 1029 code for a protein of 342 amino acids.
AUGGCGUCUGCCCCGCAUCCCACUUCUGGCGCCGCCAACCCCUCGCCAAAGACGACAUUCACCAUUGGCACUCGCAAGUCGAAACUCGCUCUUUUGCAGACGGAUCUCGUCCAGGCGGCUCUGCAGAAGGCAUGGCCUCAAUAUUCGUUCCGGAUUCACUCGCGCGAAACCGCAGGUGACCAGAACACGACAAUCGCGCUCCGAGACUUCACAACCAAGAAUCUCUGGACUCAGGAAUUGGAAGAUUUGCUGAUUGCGGGCGACGUGGAUUUAAUUGUUCAUUCUCUGAAAGAUGUUCCGACCCUCCUCCCUCCUUCAUGCACGCUGGGCCCUAUGUUGAAAAGAGAAGAUACGCGAGAUGUGCUGGUUGUGAAGAAAGGGCUUUCGUACAAAAGCCUCGAUGAUUUGCCCGCGGGUUCCGUUGUGGGAACCUCCUCGAUCCGUCGGACCGCACAGCUUGCGCGCAGAUACCCUCACUUGAAAAUUAUCGAUGUUCGCGGAAAUAUUGGCACCCGACUGGCAAAAUUGGAUGCUGAAGAUGGGCCCUUCACUUGCAUCAUCUUGGCAGCUGCAGGUCUCCUGAGAUUGGGUCUCCAAGACCGAAUCACUCAGUACCUGGACUCCAAGAAUGGGGGCAUGUUGUAUGCAGUUGGCCAGGGUGCUCUGGGAAUUGAGAUCCGCAAGGAUGACCCUCUUAUGCAUGAGAUGUUGAAGAACAUUGGUGACGACGAAACGACGUUCGCCUCUCUGGCUGAACGGAGCUUGCUGCGAACCCUCGAAGGCGGCUGUAGUGCCCCGCUGGGUGUCGAAUCGGAAUGGAUCCCGUCGUCUGGGUCGUCGCGGAAACUGAGAAUGAGGUCUAUUGUUGUCAGUGUUGACGGAAAGGAAAGCGCCGAAGUCGAGGUGGAUGGUGAUGUGGAUUCUGUGGACUCCGCCGAAGCAUUUGGCAUCAAGGUGGCCAACGCUUUGGUUGAGAAAGGCGCCGGGAAAAUCCUCGAAGAGAUCCAACGGAACAAACAGUCUUCGUAG